Molecule: messenger RNA, 693 nt
Organism: Trichosurus vulpecula (common brushtail)
Lineage: Eukaryota; Metazoa; Chordata; Mammalia; Diprotodontia; Phalangeridae
Gene: SHISAL1
Product: shisa like 1
Exons: 4
Coding region: 16-639 (207 amino acids)
Source: RefSeq, a predicted model, not a curated record
AAUGACAGCCAAACGAUGACAAGUUGUGGCCAACAGUCCUUGAAUGUGCUCACGGUCAUUCUCUCAUUGCUGUUCUCAGCAGCGCUGUCCGCACACUUCAGAGUCUGUGAGCCCUACACGGACCACAAAGGUCACUACCACUUUGGCUUCCAUUGUCCCCGGCUUUCCGACAACAAAACCUUCAUCUUGUGCUGUCACCAUAACAACACGGUCUUUAAAUACUGCUGCAACGAGACAGAGUUCCAGGCCGUGAUGCAGUUGAAUCUCACCAGCCAAUCCGAAGGCUACAUGCAUAAUAACUACACAGCCUUGCUGGGCGUCUGGAUCUACGGCUUCUUCGUGGUCAUCUUGCUCGUGUUGGACCUUUUGUAUUACUCGGCCAUGAACUACAAUAUCUGCCGGGUUUACCUGGCGCGAUGGGGGAUCCAGGGCGCGUGGAUGAAGCAGGGUCCCGGCCGCUGGAGUAAGUCGGGUCAGGGUGCGAAUCCAGCUCAGCCUCCUUCCCCGGGGCCGGCGCCCCCAGCCCCUGCUGCCGCUGCCUCUGCCUCUGCGGCGCCCCCCUCCCAGGCAACACACACUCUCAGAGGAGACACUCUAAGCCCGCCGCCACUGAUGUCCUUCCCGAGCUCCUCUGCCUGAAAAACUUCCUGCUGUGCCUCAGGAUGGGAGAGGGGAGAUUACAAAAACAUGGGC